AGUGUAUAGGUUAAGGUACGGUAUCAACCGCUUUCCGGCUGUUAUCCCGGCAUGGUUACCUAGUGAGAGAAACGCUCCAAGUUUCGUACAAAAGCUAGGAAACACCAACAACUUUCACAGUAACUUUGCAAUAACUUUCACCAAGCAGACCUUAGUGACGGCAUUUUCCAUAUCUAGUACCCUCAAUUCAGCGAACUUCGGGGAUUACACCCACAUCAAAGAACAUGCUCCCCCAUAUCAUAACCCUCCUUCUCCUCCCCCUUGGCGCCCUCACCGCUGCCGUCGUCCCUUCCUCACCGCAACAACUCGCCUCACUCGAACCCCGGGCCGUCUCCCCCAAUAAGACGUGCGGCACAUCCAACUCGGGCUACACGUGCCCGUCCGACGCCGCGUGCUGCUCGCAGUACGGCUACUGCGGCACCACUGAGGCCUUUUGCCUUACCACGGCCGGCUGCCAGACGCGCUACUCCAACUCGUCGAGCGCCUGCUACGCGCCCAAGCCUGGUGUUUCUAUCUCGAUUGAUGGGACUUGUGGAUCCACGGGAGCCGGAAAGAACGGGUAUAGAUGCUUUGCAAACGCGACAGUCACGAGCUGUUGUAGUGCUGCGUGAGUCCUGAAAUCCCUGAGGAUGUCCUGAGGACCUGACCAGAAACAGGGGAUGGUGUGGCACGACAGUCGAUCAUUGUGAUGUCAAGAAUGGGUGCCAGGCUGGGUUUGGGAAUUGUACGGGCACGAAAAGCAAGCGGAACCUGCUUGGGGCUCUGCUGUAUUAAGGGUUGAGGGGAACGAGAAGGUGGUCAAGGAAUAAAAAGGAUCAACGACUUGGAGACGACGACGGUUGUGAGGGAGAUACGCCGGCAACUUAACUUGAAAGCUGGACGAACCCCUAUUUGCCACUGUUCUUUUCACUGGCCCCCAUCGACCGUGCGAUGCAGAUUAAAUCCACCUCUCGUC
Molecule: messenger RNA, 955 nt
Organism: Parathielavia appendiculata
Lineage: Eukaryota; Fungi; Ascomycota; Sordariomycetes; Sordariales; Chaetomiaceae
Product: carbohydrate-binding module family 18 protein
Exons: 1
Coding region: 225-611 (128 amino acids)
Molecular function (GO): chitin binding
Source: RefSeq, a predicted model, not a curated record